Culicoides brevitarsis is the source of this 2747-nucleotide messenger RNA. RefSeq lists its product as uncharacterized. Lineage: Eukaryota; Metazoa; Arthropoda; Insecta; Diptera; Ceratopogonidae. The transcript has 4 exons. The coding region runs from base 52 to 2733 and encodes 893 amino acids. The record is from RefSeq and is a predicted model, not a curated record.
AAAACAACAACAAGUGCUAAAAAUCAAAAAACCAAAGAAAAAUUCCAUUAAAUGACAUUGAAAUUUCAUCCAAAGCUACAUUCAGAGCUAUUAGACAUCUGUUCGGAUGCGGGAACGAUGGAAAAUUGCAUUGAAUUUCAAGAAAUCGCAACUUUGCUGAAUACCGCGAAUGAUUUUGUCAAAGAUUUCACUAAAAUUCGUUUCAAAGGAGGCAACGAACGAUACAUUCAAGAAAUCGCAAAUCGUCUUGCCACGCAUUUCAAACGUUCUGACUUCGCCACAGAGGAUGAUGGAAAGCUCGUUGUUACAAAUUGUGAUAAAAUUCGCAAAAUUUUUUGGUAUAUGAUGUUAAAUACGGAACGAACUUACACAAAAACCUUUCAAAAUGACCCGAAUUUAAGUCAUUGUCUCGGAACAUUGCCAAAAAUGACUCCAUGUUUGCUUCUCGAAGUACUUUGGGCCACAAAUUUGGAUCAAUUCAUCUUGGAAAUUGUCUCGUAUGCGCCUUCUUGGUUCAUUGUCGCUUGGUUUGACGAUAUUUUGGAGUCAUUACGAGCUAUGGAGCCUUUUUCUUUGCUCGAACGUGUACAAAAAUUGUUAAAAGCUGUGCUCGUGCACUUGAAAGAGUUGUGCAACGCAACGAUGGCAUGGGAAACAAAACAAAAAUUUUUGGAAAAUAUUUCGGAUUUCAUUGCGGCGCUCCUGUGUCACUUUAAUACGCCUCCCGGAGAGUUAGAGAAAUGGUCUCAGAUGAAAAAGAGCAAAUAUUACGGGUUUGUCAUGUAUUAUUUGUUAUCUGUAACGCAAAAGGGGAUGUUAAUGUAUGGCGGCGAGGAUGAAAAAUCGAAAAAUAUCGAAUUAGAGAAAUUCUAUGGAAUAAAAGUCGAUGUCAAGGACGAAAAAAGUGUGAAACAGGAAAAAAACGUGGAAGAAUUCAAUCACGAGAAGACAUUACAGGAAAUUUGCAACAUGUUCCUUAACACAUUGGAAAACAUCGCAAUGCUCAUUGACGCCAACAUGUACAUCGAUUGGUUCGAAAUUGAUUUUCCCGAUCCGCGACAUCUCAACGACGAAUAUACCUUGCAACACAUAAUUUCGCAUCUUGCACAUUCCCUCAUCGACUUACAAUGGAGCACCGUUACCCUCAAACAUGACGUCUUUCCAAAGCUUCAAAGUAUUCAAACGCCGCCGCAAUCCACGGAGGAAUUCGCCAAAUCAAUGAAUCUCGGACCUUUAAUGGAAAAAUUAGACAAUCACAAAAUUUUAUCAGCUGAAGACGCAAAAAUACUUUUGGAAGAAUUUUUAUCGCGCGACAUGAUUUACAACAAUGAGGAAUGUUUGGAAACUUUAAACAAUUGUCGAAAAAUGCUGAAUGUCGGAAAUUGUUCUUUAAUUAUUAAAAAAAUUGCAGAAAAUGACGAAGAAGAGUUCGAAGACAGUUGCAAAGAAAAACUUGGCGAAAUAUUAUCAGAAGUGAUAAAUUCCAUGAGCGAAACGGAAAUUUAUGAAUUUCUCAAGUCACAAAAUGCAUAUUUUUCAAAGCCUUAUGUGAAUAUCGAGUUCGAUGUUGAUCUCGAUGACGUUUUAUACGACUCAGAUACAGAAAUUUUAAAAAUUUUGAAAGCUGUAGCAAAAAAUCCAAAGCAGUUCCUUUCCAUGUCACGUGAUAUCGUCACAAAUUCGCAAAAAUUCCAUCCCGACAUCCAUAAACGACUCAUGGAGCAUUACGUUAAAGUUCUUUCUGUGAUUGCAACGAAAGUUUCCGAGACUUUAAGUGUUUUUAAAGCAUCUUUAAAUGCUUUGAUGGAUAUUUCCGACUCAGCGGCAGUUGGAUUUUUCUUCAGCAAAGUGUAUAAAUGUUCGAUUUUCGCUCAAAAAGAUUUUGUGAAGGGAUUUCUCAUCGAAAAUAUCGCAGAUACAACCGAUGGACAGAAAAUUUUGAACGUUUCUCAAAUUUUACUGAAGAUUUUGGACAACGACGCUGUUAGUUUAGCCAAAUAUUUGCCCAUGUUGGUAGUUGCUUUUGGAUUUUUACUUGAUAAAGUUCGUAAUUCACUCGAAAACUAUGGAGAUUUGGCAAGUUCGUUGUUAGAAGCUGUAACUGCCGUCAUGCAUAGACUUGUUAAAGUUUUUCUUCCCAUCGCGACUUCAGAACAAAAACUUUUUGUUCAACUCCAACUAAAAGAAGCUCAUCCGCUGACAAAAUAUUACCUGCAAAAGCUGGAUCUCGAAAAAGGACAAGAACAAGCAACUUUAGAGCGAUUUUUGCAUCCCGAUGGCUUCAAUGCGAUGGAAAAACGUCUUCUCACAGCUACUUUUUGCGAAUACCUCACUAAAUGUACUCGCAAGGAACUAACUUUGCUCACGAAGAAUCACGAAAUUCGUCAUUAUUUCACGGAUGCCAUGCUAAUUAUUGUCGUUAGUUUAUCAGAACAGACAAAAACUUUGGAAUUUGCGUUGAAAAAUUACUCGCAUCUCUUUCAAAUGAUGUCAAAUGAGGAAAAUAUUGGAGCGCAAGAAGCUUUAGCUCUGUUGAAAGGCGUUGUAAAGAUCUUUUGUGCCUUACCGGAGGAUCAGAAGGAAGUAACAGCUUAUGGAAUAGUACCGCAUUUGAAGAAACUCGUUGAACGAAUCGUAGAAAAGGAUGAAAAUUCGAAAGAAAUCGUCGAAAGUGAAUUGGCAAAAACUAAUAUUGCGGUUUUUAAGCCUGAAAUUAUUUUUGCAACGAAAUAAGAUGAGAAAUAUUA